AGCCACAUGCUCAAAGAACGAUUGACAGCACUGCGAUGUUCAAGUAGUUCAAUGUUCCAAUGGAGUUUGGGAAAAGCUUGCUGAUUUACAUCCUUGGCAUCAUCUCCGGCCUGUCUAUUGUGCCGGCCGUGGUCUUCGCGCAGGAAAGAUUGCAGCUACACCAGGACAAAGCUCCUGGCAAAAGGACACCGGUGCCAGUCGUCCCUACAGCCCCAGCUGCAGUGGCUGCAGCCCCAGCUGCAGCGCCCACAGCAGCUCCAGCACCAGCAGGACCAGUUGUUGCGGCAGCAUUGGUUGUGCCUGGGCAACUCACACUUGCAGAGCUCAGGGACAUUUGGUUGCAUUUGGAUGCGCCUUCCAAACUUCCCUAUGAACAGCUUAUGAAUUAUGAGCCUGGACGUGGGAAGUUCCACAGCCAAGCAGGGCAAGACAAGUGGGUGGAGAAAGUCUUUAGUGGACAGAGAAAUCUAUUUGUAGUGGAGAGUGGCGCCUUAAAUGGCAUUUCCCACUCGAACUCUAUCUUCUUCGAAACCGAGAGGCAGUGGGAUUGCUUGCUGGUUGAGGCCAAUCCCUAUCUUUGGCCAGAAGUCCGUUCCAGGAACCGCAAGUGUCACUUUCUGACGGCGGGCCUUUCCAUCACUAAGGACAAGGGAGAAUUCCCUUUCAAGUUAGCAGGUCCACUGGGUGGCUUUACGGACACGAUGGCCUCAUCCCAUGUGUGGCGUGCUGAUCAUGAGAUCAAGAACAAUGCACCCUGGAUGACUGGGAGUCGUGGAAGUGGAAAGGUGAUCAACGUCAGUGCCUUCCCCUUGUACCAGGCGGGAAGACCAGGAAGAUGGGUGCCAGGCUCGACGGCACUUCAGCUGGUGCCAGGCCGUUCAAUCGGGGCCGUUCAUAGGGAUCAGCUAGCAUGACGAAGGCCUUAGACAAGAUCAUGGGAUCGUUUCGAAUUCGAAGGCGCUUCUCUCUCGCCUCCAAUCCAAGAAACGGUGCUUCUUCACCUGCCUUUCAACUUAGCACCAGGGCCCUGCUACAUAGGUUGAUAAGCCGGUGCCUUCUUCUUUUUUGGCUAAGCUAACGCGCUUGCCAAUGUGCAGGUGAUGGCGGCCCUCAACCGCACGACCUUGGAUUAUUGGAGCCUGGACACAGAGGGAAGUGAACUGGCGAUUCUGCAAGGCUCUGGUGUGGAGCAUUUUGAGCUGGGAGUUCUCACUAUAGAGCACAACAACGAGAUGCCCAAGAGGCAACAGAUCCAAGACUUCCUUCACCAACAUGGAACCGAGCGAGUGGUGGCAGGAGGCCAAGAUGACUUCUACGCCAAUCCAAGCUACUUUCGCAAGAGAAACUUACCCUUUCCCAAGUAGCACUUCACAAAGAGGGUGCGAAGGACUUCAAUGCAUCACCAACUGCAUAGUGAUCAGUUCGUUUAGGUGUUUCAGAUUGAAAUGUUUCACAACUGCGCGGAGCAUUUCAUGGGGCUUGGCAAGGAUGUAGUAUUCACGAUUGG
Molecule: messenger RNA, 1507 nt
Organism: Durusdinium trenchii
Lineage: Eukaryota; Dinophyceae; Suessiales; Symbiodiniaceae
Source: the annotation of a GenBank genome assembly